AUGCGCAUAUAUAAUUCUGUAGGCCAGAGGUGUUACUCAUCCGAAGGAACACUUUUACUCCUAGAUGAUUCUCCAAAUUUGGAUUUAGGAGACACAUACCCUUACAGUUUCUCAGAUCUUAACAAAUUCACCAUCGUUGGUUGUGAUGAUUUGUCUUUUUUAUCUGGCUCUAACUUCGCUAUUGGAUGUGGCUCUUUCUGUACUGAUAAUUCUAGUCAUGCUGUUAUUGAAGGAACAUAUUAUGCUUGUCUAGUUAAUAGCCAGUGUGUGGAUUCCCACACUGACAUUGGUGGAUAUCGGUGCAGCUGUAACCCGGGAUAUGAAGGCAAUCCAUACAUCAGUCCGGGCUGCCAAGAUAUUGAUGAAUGUGCUGAUUCAAGUACUAAUAUGUGUGAACACAAUUGCAUAAACACUCCCGGAAACUUCACUUGUUCCUGCUUAAAAGGCUACACUGGCGAUGGCAAAAAGAAUGGCCGUGGCUGUAAUGCCCCAAACUCGAACUCUGAGUUCCCAUGGAUCAAGUUUUCUAUUGGUAUGGGAGUUGGCUUUAUAUCCCUAGUGGUUGGGGCAAUUUUGCUCUAUUUCUGUAUCAAGAAACGAAAACUCAUUAAAAGUAGGGAAAAGUUCUUCCAACAAAAUGGUGGUUUACUCUUGAAACAACAAAUCUCCUCUAUCAAGGGUGGUGUGGAAGCGACCAAAAUUUUUACAGUUGACGAGUUGAGGAAGGCUACGAAUAACUAUGCCAGUGAUAGAAUUCUUGGUCAUGGUGGAAAUGGAAUCGUAUACAAAGGUAUACUACCUGAUAAAAGCAUAGUUGCUAUUAAGAAAUCUAAGUAUGUGGAUGAGAAUCAAGUUGAACAGUUCAUCAAUGAGGUAGUUAUUCUUACUCAAGUAAACCAUAGAAACGUCGUUAGACUCUUUGGAUGUUGUUUGGAAGCUGAAGUUCCCUUACUGGUUUACGAAUACGUUUCUCAUGGAACUCUUUCUGAGCAUAUCCACAACCAAAAUGGAGCGCCUUGGUUAUCUUUGCAAAAUCGGUUGAGAAUUGCUUCAGAGACUGCAAGUUCACUUGCUUACCUUCAUUCAUCUGCAUCCAUGCCAAUAAUUCAUAGAGAUGUCAAAUCUACCAAUAUAUUAUUGGAUGAUGUUUACACAGCAAAAGUUGCAGAUUUCGGAGCUUCAAGAUUAGUCCCUCUUGAACAAACACAUGUUGCUACAUUGGUUCAAGGAACGUUAGGGUACUUAGAUCCUGAAUAUCUCCACACAGGUCAAUUGACAGACAGAAGUGACGUUUAUAGUUUUGGAGUAGUUCUUGCGGAACUUUUAACAGGGAUGAAACCUAUUUUGAGGGGAACAAGUGACGAGGAUAAAUGUUUGGUGGAAUAUUUUGUAACGUCGAUGAAAAAUAAUAGCUUAUUUCAAAUUCUUGAUGAUAGAGUUGUAAGAGAAGGAGGUGUUGAGCAACUUCAAGAGAUCGGUGAGCUCAUCAAGAGUUGCCUUCACUUGCACGGGGAAGAUAGGCCUACGAUGAAGGAAGUGGCUAUGGAACUUGAGAGUUUAAGAAAGUUCACUAGCCCUUGGACUAAUGCACACGGACAUGAAGAUCAGAAUGAAGUUUAAGUUUGGAUUAAUCUUCAUUAGUACCCAAUACAAAUAUCCCGCGGUGAUCCAAAAUAAAAUGUCAAUAUGAUAAUUAGUGGGGAUAUAUUUUUGUGUGUUUUGUAAGUUUCAUUUCUGGCCUAUCUUUAAUUAAUUUCAUAUUGGAUGUUCUUAUGUACUAUAUUUUCUUUUGAAUUUAAUCAUCAAUAUAAGAUUAC
Molecule: messenger RNA, 1817 nt
Organism: Solanum tuberosum (potato)
Lineage: Eukaryota; Viridiplantae; Streptophyta; Magnoliopsida; Solanales; Solanaceae
Product: putative wall-associated receptor kinase-like 16
Exons: 4
Coding region: 1-1620 (539 amino acids)
Biological process (GO): cell surface receptor signaling pathway; protein phosphorylation
Cellular component (GO): plasma membrane
Molecular function (GO): ATP binding; calcium ion binding; protein serine/threonine kinase activity
Source: RefSeq, a predicted model, not a curated record